Pocillopora damicornis (cauliflower coral) is the source of this 3231-nucleotide messenger RNA. Its product is annotated as tetratricopeptide repeat protein 28-like. The record is from RefSeq and is a predicted model, not a curated record. Lineage: Eukaryota; Metazoa; Cnidaria; Anthozoa; Scleractinia; Pocilloporidae.
AUGGAUAACAUAGAAGGAGUUUUAAACAUAGUACAAGUGGUCUUGAUAGGUAUGAAGAUCGCCAAUUUCCUUCAAAACACUGGUCGUCUUUCACCAGCCAUAAAGUUGUGUAAGGAAUGUUUGAUUUUACUAAACAGUCAGGCGCUCGAUAAGGAUGGUCCAAUUACCGACUUAAUUCUCGUUAAGAGUAUCUACACCAUAAUGGCCAAAGCAAAAGAAAAAUGCGUCAGGGAACUCCUUCUCCUGCACCAGGACUCUGAUGACACCUUCCUACAGGGAAGGUUGAAUAUGUUACUGGCAACUACACUUCAAGAUCAAUCGAAGUUUGUGGAGGCCAGAGAAAUUUAUGAGAGAGCAAUAAAAAUUAUGAAAACGAAUGACGACAAAAUAGGAAAAGCAAUUUGUUACGGCAACUUAGCCACAUUACUCUAUUCCUUUAGAGAAUAUGACAAAUGUAAAAAAUAUCUGGAGAAGGCCCUUGCGAUCACAACCCAAAUUGGUGACAGAGUCGGAGAAGCAGUGUAUUACAGAGAACUAGGAAAAGUGUCCCAAUUGCUUGGUAACUAUGAUAAGGCACAAGAAUAUUACAUGAAAGCACUUACCAUCAGAACGCGAACUGGUGACAGAGAGGGAGAAGCAGUAAUCUACAGAAACCUAGGAACCGUAUUCCAAUCGCUUGGUAAUUUUAACAAGGCACGAGAAUAUUACGAGAAAGCACUAGCCAUCAGAAUAGAAAUUGGUGACAGAGAAGGAGAAGCAACGGAUCAAGGAAUGCUCCAAAUGCUCGGUGAUCUUAACCAGGCGCAAAAAUAUCACGAGAAAGCACUUGCUAUCAGAGUGGAAACUUUUGACAGAAAGGGAGAAGCAGAGGAGUACGGUAACUUAGGAACAGUGUUUCAAUCGCUUGGUAAUUAUGACCAGGCACAAGAAUAUCACGAGAAAGCACUGGCUAUCAGUCUGGAAAUUGGUGACAGAAAAGGAGAAGCAGCAGACUACGGAAACCUAGGAAUAGUUUUUCAAUCGCUUGGUAAUUAUGACAAGGCACAAGAAUAUCACGAGAAAGCACUUGCUAUCAGUCUGGAAAUUGGUGACAGAGAAGGAGAAGCGACGGAUUACGGAAACCUAGGAACAGUGUUUCAAUCGCUUGGUAAUUAUGACAAGGCACAAGAAUAUCACGAGAAAGCACUUGCUAUCAGACUGGAAAUUGGUGACAGAGAAGGAGAAGCGACGGAUUACGGAAACCUAGGAAUAGUGUUUCAACGGCUUGGUAAUUACGAAAAGGCACAAGAAUAUUACGAGAAAGCACUUGCUAUCAGACUGGAAAUUGGUGAUAAAAAAGGAGAAGCAACGGAUUACGGAAACCUAGGAACAGUGUUCCAACAGCUUGGUAAUUAUGACAAGGCACAAGAAUAUCACGAGAAAGCACUUGCUAUCAGUCUGGAAAUUGGUGACAGAGAAGGAGAAGCAACGGAUUACGGAAACCUAGGAACAGUGUUCCAACUGCUUGGUAAUUAUGACAAGGCACAAGAAUAUUACGAGAAAGCACUUGCUAUCAGUCUGAAACUUCGCGACAGAAAUGGAAAAGCUAAUUGUUAUAAAAACCUAGGGGCUUUGUUUCUGUCACUCGGAAAAUACCCUAGAGCAGAUAAAUAUCUAGUGCAAGCACUAGCAAUAAAAAAGGAAAUUGGCGACAACUUGAAUGAAUUUAGGUGCCUCUGUCAACUUACAGUGUUGAAGCUAUCACAAUUUAAUCGCAAAGAAGCCACAUCAUAUCUUUUUCAAUGUAUUGGAAAAUUCGACACGUUGCGAGGUUUCCUUAAAGAUAACGAUCACUUUAAGACUUCUCUUUUAGAGGAGCACGGCAAUUUUCCAUACAAGUUGCUCAGCAAGUUGCUUUCUUCUACUGGGAAGCCAAGAGAUGCCCUUUAUGUUGAGGAGCUGAGACGGGCAAGAGGCCUCGCCGACUUCAUGGCAGCCAAGUACUCUGUUAAAGAGUUGAUCUCUGGCAAUCCACAGUCAUGGCAUGGCAUUCAACAUAUCAUCCCAAAAGAAACGGACUGUACAUGUCUUUAUAUUUCAGUUGAAAAAGAACAUGCACAGUACUGGAUUCUCGAAGCAUCAGGAGCCAUUCAUUUCUCACGAAAGAAAGUGAGUCUGGAGAAACGCGUGGUGACCAAAUUAGUUCCUGAUUUGGAUGAGUUUUUCAAAGAGAGCUUUCGCAGCCUUGGCAUUUUACCCCAACAGAAUUGCGAAGAUCGAUCAUUAGAUGACACCCAGUCGAUGGCACCUCACUAUGACAAUCGCGGGCUCGUGCGUGAUUAUGAUCCAAAAGAUUUCAAAACGAAUCUUCAGUCGUGUUACGAGUUAAUCAUCGCUCCCAUGGCCGAUUUACUGAAAGAGCCUGAGAUUUUAAUAAUCCCUGAAUCCUGUAUGUACCAAGUCCCAUUUGCAGCCAUCAGUGAUGAAGGAGGACACUAUUUAGCGGAUACUUUCAGGAUCCGUGUCGUUCCCUCUCUGACGACUCUAAAGCUAAUUCAGGACAGUUCCCCAGACUAUCACAGUUAGAGAGGGGCACUGAUAGUGGGUGAUCCUGAGGUUGGCGAGGUGCUUUUGAAAGGAAAACGCAGGAUUAUAACAUCAUUGCAAUGUGCAAGAAAGGAAGCAGAGAUGAUUGGACGACUUCUUGGAGUGACACCUUUGACUGGAGACCGAGCAACAAAGGAGGCAGUUCUUGACGCAAUAAAUUCAGUAAGUCUGAUUCACUUUGCUGCCCAUGGUGAUGCCGAAAGAGGAGAGAUUGCUCUAUCUCCUAAUUGCCCCACCAACUUCAUUCCACAAGACGAAAACUACCUUUUGACGAUGGCGGACAUUUCAAAAGUUCGGCUGCGAGCCAAACUGGUAGUACUUAGCUGUUGUCACGGUGCACGUGGAAAGAUUAAAGCCGAGGGAAUUAUUGGAAUCGCUCGAGCGUUCCUAGGAUCUGGUGCUCGUUCAGUGUUAGCGGCACGGUGGGCCAUAGAAGACACAGCCACGGAGCAAUUCAUGAGAUGUUUCUACCAAAACUUGUUCCGCGGUAAAAGUGCAAGUGAAUCCCUUCACGAGGCCAGGAAAUGGUUGAGAAAGAACGGCUUCGAAAAAGUUUCUCAGUGGGCUCCGUUCAUGCUUAUUGGUGAUAACGUGACAUUUGAUUUUGAAAAUUGGCCAGUGUCUAAAACAUCCAAACAGCCAUGA